AUGAGGACUUAUUUGGUAAUCGCUGUCGGCCUCCUUCUGGGCGCUGAUGCCGCUGUAUUGGCGAGUAGAAAUGGAACUGCAUCUUGUCCUGGAUACCAGGCGAGCAAUGUGAGGACUCGGAAUGGCGCUGUCGUCAGUGCAGACCUGACCCUUGCGGGUCCUGCUUGCAAUGUAUAUGGCACCGAUUUGGAUAACCUGAAACUUGAAAUUGAGUAUGAGACUGAUAAGCGAGUCCAUGUCAAAAUUUACGAUGCUGCUGAGCAGGUUUACCAAGUGCCAACAUCGGUUCUACCUCGCCCCGACAGCAACAAUGGACAUCCAGUAAAAUCAGACUUUAAAGUGUCAAUCGAAAAGAAUCCGUUUUCAUUGAAAGUCACACGUCGGUCUACCAACGAAGUCCUCUUCGAUACGUCCGGUCAUCCAUUGAUAUUUGAGUCGCAAUAUCUUGGAUUGCGCACAAGUCUUCCAGACUCUCCCAAUCUCUACGGCCUGGGUGAGAGCACCGACUCGUUUCGGUUACAGACAGACAACUAUAUACGGACACUCUGGUCUCGCGAUGCUUAUCUCACUCCCCAGAAUUCCAAUUUGUACGGAAAUCACCCUGUAUACUUUGAUCAUCGUGGUAGCAAAGGUACACAUGCCGUUUUCCUCUUGAAUAGCAAUGGAAUGGAUAUCAAGAUCAAUAAAGACUCUGAUGGUCAAUACCUCGAGUACAACACUCUUGGUGGCAUUUUUGACUUCUACUUCUUGGCCGGGCCGACUCCCAAAGAUGUCGCGGUUCAGUAUUCAGAGACUAUUGGUAAGGCUGUUAUGAUGCCAUACUGGGGAUUUGGCUUCCACACCUGCAGAUAUGGGUAUCAGGAUAUCUAUGAGGUGGCCGAAGUCAUUGCUAAUUACAGUGCUGCUAAUAUUCCACUGGAGACACAAUGGACGGAUAUCGAUUAUAUGGACUUGAGAAAGGUGUUCACUUUGGACCCUCUUCGUUACCCACUCCACCUCGUUCGUGAGGUUGUUUCAUAUCUCCAUGACCAUAAUCAGCAUUACAUCGUUAUGGUCGACCCUGCCGUGUCUUACUCUGACUACCCUGCGUUUAAUGAUGGCGUAAAAGACGACGCCUUCUUGACCACUUCAAACGGAUCUGUUUAUCAGGGAGUCGUCUGGCCAGGAAUUGCUGCCUUCCCGGAUUGGUUUGCUCCAAAAACGCAAGACUACUGGAACGGCCAAUUUUCAAGCUUCUUCAGUGCAGAUACCGGUGUCGAUAUUGAUGCUCUGUGGAUCGAUAUGAACGAAGCCUCGAACUUUUGCCCCUGGCCGUGCUCAGACCCAGCAGCCUUUGCACAGUCGAAUGGUGACCCGCCUAACCCCCCUGCCGUUCGACUGUCUGCACCACGACCUAUACCCGGCUUUGGGCCCGAUUUUCAACCUAAAUGUGUCGCUUCGGUGUCAUUUACCGUCCAUGCAGAGACAUACAACGGAGAGAAUAUCUACAUUCUCGGUAGCUCGCCCAGUUUGGGAGAGGGGGACUCCCACAAUGCCGUUGCUAUGAGCGCCGCUAACUACCCUGAAUGGCAAGUCACGGUUGAUAUGCCGGUCAAUGGUACAUUCACGUAUGAGUACAUUCGCAGGGAGUCCGACGGUAGCUGGAUUUAUGAGAAGCAAAAUCGCACAAUCACUACAGGUGAUUGCGAAACUGGCGUACAACAAGUCUCUGGCAACAUCACUACAAACUCUGGGCCGCAAAAGCGAUCUCUUGACUCUUCUUUGGCACCCAUGACACGAUCGCAGACCCCACGUGAUAUUGCGCAGAAGCGUGAUGGUUCUAUGUCCGGCCUGCCCGGAAGGGAUCUUCUAGACCCUGCGUAUCACAUCAACAAUACUGCGGGCUCAAUCAGCAACUUGACUAUUCGGACGGAUCUGCAUCAUUCCAACGGCCUCGCUUUGUAUGAUACUCACAAUUUCUACGGUAGCAUGAUGAGUUCUGCUAGCCGCGACGCUAUGCUUGGCCGCCGGCCAUCCGUACGCCCCAUGGUUAUUACACGGUCCACUUUUGCCGGUGCAGGACGUCAAGUUGGCCACUGGCUAGGAGACAAUAAUGCCGACUGGGACCACUACCGUUGGACUAUCUAUGAACUGCAGGAGUUUGCUGCCCUCUACCAAAUCCCUAUGGUAGGCAGCGACGUAUGUGGUUUUGCUGGUGAUACGACAGAUGAGCUCUGCUCUCGCUGGAUCUUUGUUGGUGCUUUCUCGCCCUUUUUCCGCUCCCACCAAAACCUAGGUACCGUACCACAUGAAUUCUACAGGACACCCAUGAUAGCCGCCGCCGCCCGAGCAGCCAUCGACAUCCGCUAUCGCCUCCUCGACUACGCUUACACUGCCAUGUGGACGCAGACACAGACCGGAAUACCCAUGAUUAACCCGAUUUUCUUCGAGUAUCCUCAUGAUGACAACACGGUGGACCUGCCAUACCAAUUCUUCUAUGGCUCAAGCAUCUUGGUAGCCCCAGUUACCGAGGAAAACUCCACCUCGGUAUCCAUCUAUCUACCCAAGGAUCUAUUCUACGAUUUCUACACUGGUGCCCCUGUUCAGGGACAAGGGAAAACGGUCCAGCUAACCGAUGUUGCCUUCGACACGGUUCCAUUGUACUACAAGAGUGGCAGUAUCAUUCCGCAGCGCAUAGCUUCCGCUAACACGACAGUAUUGCUCCGUCAGCAGAACUUUGAAAUCGUAGUUGCGCCUGAUUUCCAUGGCCGAGCAUCCGGAACAUUGUAUCUUGAUGAUGGAGACAGCAUUGAGCAGCCGCAUACCUCAGAAAUCUUUUUUGAGUACUACAACGGUAUUUUCUUGAUCACUGGCAAGUUCGGAUAUAAUGCUGGCGAUGUGGCGAUCAGUCAGAUUCGGGUCUUAGGUGAAAAUGCGAAAAACCAUACUGUUAAUGUCAAAUUGACCGGCGACUAUCACGGAAAAUUGAACUAG
This is a messenger RNA of Talaromyces proteolyticus, 2973 nucleotides long. RefSeq names its product putative alpha-glucosidase. Gene Ontology annotation, biological process: carbohydrate metabolic process. The record is from RefSeq and is a predicted model, not a curated record. The transcript is spliced from 4 exons. NCBI's taxonomy places the organism in Eukaryota, Fungi, Ascomycota, Eurotiomycetes, Eurotiales, Trichocomaceae. Gene Ontology annotation, molecular function: hydrolase activity, hydrolyzing O-glycosyl compounds; starch binding. The coding region runs from base 1 to 2973 and encodes 990 amino acids.